Sphaeroforma arctica JP610 is the source of this 352-nucleotide messenger RNA. RefSeq lists its product as hypothetical. NCBI's taxonomy places the organism in Eukaryota, Ichthyosporea, Ichthyophonida. The transcript has 2 exons. The annotation marks the transcript as partial. The record is from RefSeq and is a predicted model, not a curated record.
UGGGGAUGAGAUCGCAGACGCAGCCCAGGAGUGUGAUAAGAUUCUCCAGCGCGUGUUUGCCAAAGACUUUGCUACCGCCAAAGAGUACAAUAAACCAAAUAUGGACAGAAUACUGUCACCGGUUGGAACGGAACAUGUCAUCAUCGACAGUACGACAGUUCGCAGCGCUAGCGGUGCUGAUGGUGAUUCAGAAGCCAGCGCUGAGACUAGCACCAAGGCUGGUGUAAGUCCUAGGGAUUUCGGUAUUGAUACCGGUACUUUUAUACCGGGACUGAGUGCGGGGACGGAUUUGCUGUCUGCGUUGCCCUCUGCCGCUGCGGUGGUGGACAUGUCACGAGAAUUUUGUAUGUGA